Molecule: messenger RNA, 1783 nt
Organism: Populus euphratica (Euphrates poplar)
Lineage: Eukaryota; Viridiplantae; Streptophyta; Magnoliopsida; Malpighiales; Salicaceae
Product: GDSL esterase/lipase
Exons: 3
Coding region: 255-1535 (426 amino acids)
Source: RefSeq, a predicted model, not a curated record
ACCAGACUGGCAGACAACAUCAAAUAACUAGCCUUGUGACCUAAUAAAAAACAAGGGACGGCUGUCAAAUUGAAUCGAAACAGCAUAGAAAACCCUGAUACUAGAAGUGAGCAUAGCAUUUCCACGCUCUAAACGCAUCGGUUUAUUCCUUCCCGAAACAUAAUUUUAAUUUCGACUCGAUCGUUCCUGUUCAGUGAGUCAGCACUUGCCGCUCCCGCUUUUCAAAUCAAGCUCCUUUUAGGGUUUUGGUGGAGAUGGAGCCUGUAGCUUCAGUAGUAGACAAAAUCAAAGGCGUCGCAAAAUCAGGCCAAGACUUCGUCGACGGCCUCCUUCGCCGCCGCGAGAAUUCUUCUCGCCGAAAUCCGAUUGAGAUACUGAAACGGCUGCAACGGGAAGCGUUUUCAGAUCUAAUGAAGCUAAGAGACAGGCAGGAGAAGGUUGAGAGAGUGCUUUCCUUUUAUAAAACAUUUAAAGGGAGUCCUUUUCAAGAAAAAAGUACACUUGUGAGGGGAGAGGUGGAUGCUUCGGGAGCGAUAUUGAUGGUGGGUGAUAUUGAUCAGGAGCAUUGUGAUGCUGUUGGUAGAGCAGGAAUAAAAACUGGGAUUAGUUCAAGGUUAAGUUUUGAAACAAUUGUUCGGCAGAAGGAUUCUCUUUUGGCAGAGUUUGUGGCUAGUCAAAAAGGCGUGGUAGAGAUCGGUGGUUUCUCGGAAGGUGCACUUACUCUAGCAAAAGUGUCGUAUACGGCAAAUGUUAAUGACUGGUUUUCUGCUAUUGUAAUCCCAGUAGGAGCUCAAUUUAGAGAUCUUGAUAUGACUGCAAACUCUUCCAAUCAGAGACAUGUUGUUACUGAUCUUUCAUCUGUUGGACCACCACUUUUGAAUCAGCACAGUGAUGCGGCAAUUGGCUUAACAGUGAGGAAAUCAAAUGUUAUCGCUAUGAUGGCUCAGUCUGUUUCUGGACUGCGAAGGCAGCCAUUUUUUGAUGGAAUUGGUCAUGACUUCGGCACUUUUGGCCAAAUUGUUUGUCAACUUCCAAAAGGAAUAAAAUUCUCACUUAUGGGUCUGCAGCAAGUCGCUAAAUCAUCUAGUCACCACAGUAAUCUCGGAGCCCUCGCCUUUCCUGUUGGCUUUCUGAAACGUAAUGAAUCUCCUGAAAUAUCGUUCCAAGACUCUGCACUACCUGUGGGAGCAAGCAGCCAAGAGAUCACAUCAAGAACUGGAUAUAUAGCUCUAAAGUUGGAGUCGGAACUUGAUGAGAGUACUAGAAUUGGGGGGUGGAUUGAGAUGAAAAACUCAAAUCCCAAGCAUUUACAAUGGGCUUUAAAUGCAUUUGAUGACGCUGAAGAUGAAUUUGGAUGGGGUCUGUGCCUCAGCGGGGUUUUUGUAGAUCCUACCAACCAUGGUCGUUUGCAAGCCGAAUCAUAUGUAAAAUUAAAUAUAGGGAAGAAAUUCUGCUUGAAACCAGGCAUUACAUAUUCAAGGGAUGGUAAUGCCAAAAUAUUAGCGCUUAUGCUUAGAUCCAACUGGUCCUUCUGAUGACCAGGGGCUCUCUUUUUCACAGCAACAUGAAAGGCUCCCUUUUUCGGGGAUGUGGUAUCUUCUCGUCAAUUAUAUAGUUCUUGGCAUGUCAUCAUUUUUUUCUACUUGUUUGCAAGUGUGAGCUGCCAAGAUUUUGAUGCUAAAGCAGGGCAAAGAAAUAUUUGCUCACAUUCCUAUCAACCAUGCUGUGCUCUGAUAAUGUUUACAAAUCAUUUUAACACUGAAUUGUUAGCUGGGCUUAAGUA